UGUUGGAAGAAAUCGAUCAACAGCUGAAUACUUUCCAGAUACCUUCACCGAAGAAGAAAUCGAUAAAUAAGCCGUCUCGCCUGGUAAACUGUUUCAUGGUCAUCAUUUUCCAAUUUCCUAGAAGCAUAACCUCCAAGACUCUGACUCGAAACGCAAACAAUUUUCCCAGCCUGCAUUUUUGGCAAUCAAUUAAACAUGGAUAAAGAGGCCAAAUCUUUGAUUCUUAAUGGGUGCAAGUUGGCCAGAGACCUCGAAUCGCGACUACAAACCCUCAUGGACCAACCUGACGACACUAUUGCCAGCACUUGUGAAGCAAUAGCGAGAGUCUUUCACGGAGCCAGGAAGAGGCUCAUCGUCGCAAGUAGCUCCUCUGGUGAAGGGAAGGUGAACUGUGCUCAAAUUCAGACAUCGGGAUGUCUAGAGACCAGAUCAAAUAACAUGGUGGGGUCUGCUGAAACUGAAAUCGCGGGCAGAAUCAACCCUGGGGGUUCUGCAACGAUUCUUCACAGGGUUGAAGGAGGGGGAAAUGUUCGGACUAUGCCAGUGGCUGUAUCGCCAGAUUCCGGCCGAGGUUCCGCUUCCUCAUCACAUGGCACAUCGAGAAGGAGGGAUAGGCCACAUCGGUCUAGCAUUAGAGUGCCAGUUCCUGAAAUUGGGAACCCCGAUCUCCCACCAGACGACGGGCAUACUUGGAGAAAAUAUGGUCAGAAAAAGAUCCUCCACUCCGAAUACCCCAGGGGAUACUAUAGGUGCACUCACCGGAAAUUAUACGAUUGUCCUGCAAAGAGGAUGGUACAGCGGCUUGAUGCUGAUCCCUCGACCUUUGAGGUGACGUACAUCGAUCACCACACUUGUCACUUGUCAUCCACAGCUCCAUCCUUGGUCCCCGUACCUCCACCCAGCAGCCUGCCACCAGCCGAUCACAUGGAUGAUGUUGAUCAUUUGAUGAUGACUACCGUGACACCACUCUCCAUGGGAUUGAGGACCCAAGGAGGCAUCGCCUGCAGUGGAGGCGGAAUACAAGGCACGGCGUCUGGAGAUCGGGAAGCUGAGUAUGCUGUGUCCCAAAUGGCUGACGAGAUGUUCAAUAGCCGCUGCACAGGGAGUACCAGUAGCAAUAUCAUGGACUUGAUCUUCCUAGCCGAAGCUGAGGAAGAUAGGCGUGCUGCAUCGGUGGGCAAAUCACAGUAACCUAAUCAUCAGGUAGAGUGGGAAGGAUUAUUCAAGCCUGAAUUUGUCCAAUAAUGCAUUUGUGAUUUUUUUUUGUCUACGAAUUCUCAUGAAUAAGCCAUUCCUUUCAGACUUUCAACGGAUUAGAUCUUUGAUGUAUGUUGACAAGCAAUGUCCUAUAUAAUUAGAACUCCAUACUCCAAUAAUAGUAAGGAGAGCAUUUUUUUUCCCUUUGUCUUCCUUUUCCCUUGUAUUUUGUAUUUUUCGAGCCAUUUUAAAAACAGAUGUAUUUGUUAUUGAGAAGAAAUAUGUUC
Messenger RNA from Punica granatum (pomegranate), 1484 nucleotides. The record is from RefSeq and is a predicted model, not a curated record. NCBI's taxonomy places the organism in Eukaryota, Viridiplantae, Streptophyta, Magnoliopsida, Myrtales, Lythraceae.